AAUGUUGCUCCAACGGAGGGACGGGAGGGCUCGGAAAUGGUUGAAGGGGUCGGCUUGCAGCCGGCGUCCGCCAGAGAGCGCGUUGGGGGCGGAUCGCGGGGUGGUGGCCCCCGGGGGAGUGGAAGGCCCGGUUCCCACCCGGAACUGGAGCGGCCCUGGGCUGCAGGUUGACCCGCCCGGGUUUGUGUGUCUGUGCCGGUGCAGGGAGACAUGGACAACUGGUUGGUGGCGGCCGCGCUGAACGGGAUGGACCGACGGAGCCUGCAGCGCUCUGCGAGGCUGGGUCGAGAAGUGCUGGAGCGCGCCAAGAGACGGGCGGUGAACUGGCAUUCGCGGGAGCUGUCCGCGGGCAGUUUGGGGGUCCUUUCCCGCGAGCGGCCCCACCGAGAGAGCCGGCCCGCAGCCGCCUCCCAGCGCCCUCUCGCCCGAGAGAGGGAAGAACGACGCCCAACCCUCAGUGCUUCCUUCAGAACAAUGGCUGAAUUCAUGGACUAUACUUCGAGCCAGUGCGGCAAAUAUUAUUCAUCCGUGCCAGAAGAAGGAGGGGCAACCCAUGUCCACCGUUAUCACAGAGGGAAGUCAGAGGUGCACAAGUGUUCAGACAUAAGGAAUAGUCAUCAGAGAAAAGUCACAUCUUUUGACCUUGGGAACAUCUAUCAACCAUCUGAGUAUGCUUCUGAGGCAUCCCAGCCUACUGAGACCAUCUCUAAGGACCUCUACAUAGAAGUAUAUCCAGGGACCUACUCUGUCACCGUGUGUUCAAAAGGCUUAACUGGGAAGACUCACGUGGUGGCAGUGGACUCAGGCCAGAGUGUGGACUUGGUCUUCCCCGCCUGACGUUGCUAAUCAGAGCCGUCCUGUUACCUGUUUUCAAGUAGCAAUAAUAACCUCCUGUUCUGCUCUUCCUUACAUGGUAAUCCUGCUUAGUGCCGACUCUUGACGGUCAGCCUUCCUGAGAAUGGAGUCUUGUCUUUGUCAAAAGUGCCUAUUUUAACUUAAAAGUGUAGAAGUUACCCCCAUCCUUCUUGUCCAAAAGUAAUAAUGUAAUGAUACUGUUUGUGCAGUUCUCACUGCUUGCUUUUUAAGGAAAGGUUAAUUAUGAUAAUAAAGGGAGAGAUUUGGAAAUGA
Messenger RNA from Sorex fumeus (smoky shrew), 1128 nucleotides. It is a transcript of the gene AKIP1, whose product is annotated as A-kinase interacting protein 1. Bases 211 to 837 code for a protein of 208 amino acids. NCBI's taxonomy places the organism in Eukaryota, Metazoa, Chordata, Mammalia, Eulipotyphla, Soricidae. The record is from RefSeq and is a predicted model, not a curated record. Gene Ontology annotation, cellular component: nucleoplasm. Gene Ontology annotation, biological process: regulation of non-canonical NF-kappaB signal transduction. The transcript is spliced from 5 exons.